Heterostelium album PN500 is the source of this 1305-nucleotide messenger RNA. RefSeq lists its product as uncharacterized. NCBI's taxonomy places the organism in Eukaryota, Evosea, Eumycetozoa, Acytosteliales, Acytosteliaceae. Bases 1 to 1305 code for a protein of 434 amino acids. Gene Ontology annotation, cellular component: early endosome membrane. Gene Ontology annotation, molecular function: metal ion binding. The transcript is spliced from 3 exons. Gene Ontology annotation, biological process: endosomal transport. The record is from RefSeq and is a predicted model, not a curated record.
AUGCAUUCUAUUCACCAUCACCAUAACCAGGCACUUCAACAAUUGCACGGUUAUCUCUAUAAGGAAGGUGGUAUCUAUAAAAGUUGGAAAAAGAGAUGGUUUUGUAUUGAAGGUGAUUGUCUGAAGUAUUAUGUGAAUGAAUCGAAAACAGAGCUAAAAGGUAGUAUUUUGAUCAGUGCGAUUCUCUCGGUGAAGCCGAUGCCUCAGAAAUCAUUGUCUAGCAACAAUAUAGCGACGGUAUCCGAUCAAUCGUUAUUCUCGACUCUGACAGAUGUAAAUAGUAGUGGUGGUAGUAGCGGUUCGAAUUCACGUUCUGACCGCGACCAUUCAAGAGACGGCGGAAAAGAAACCGUGUCUGGCUCGCUCAGCAAAGGAGCGAACAACCCUCUGUCUCGAUCGAUGUCAAGCACUUCAAACCGACCGAUAUCAAUGUCCGGGUCGAUCAUAUCGUUUCACAACACCGGUAUCGGAUUGAAUUCGAGUGACAGCGGCAAUAGCGAAUGGAUUUUCAGUGUUGGAACACAGCCGAGAACCUAUACUCUGAGGGCAGCCACUGAGAUUGAGAUGUACUAUUGGAUACAAGGAUUGCGUGGAUUGCAGUUGGAGUCGAACCUACUGGCGUCAGAGUCAAAGAAGAACGACCGACCACUGAGUAAAUCCGGUGGUAUUGCUGGCGGUAACCACAAGAAUAACAACGAAGAUAUCGAUUACUACCGAUCAGAAGUGCAACGACUGAAAUACAGUAUCAAUGAAAUGAAACAACACAUUCAACAGACAAAGAAAGACUUCCAAAUUGCAGUGACCGAUCAUAAAUCAUUUAUAUCGGUGAUUCAAGAGCAAUUUACAUUGUACAAACGACAACAUGAACAACCACUAAGAAGACAGAAUUCAAACAUUAAUAAUAAUAAUAAUAGUAAUUGUAAUAAUAACAACAACAACAACAGUAAUAAUAAUAAUUGUAACAAAUCUUUAGAUACAUCAAAUUCUAAUAAUCAAAAGAAUGUUCCGCUUCAACAAUAUCCUCCAUCAAAACAUCCAAUUACCGAUCAUAUUGCACCGAAUGGUAUGGCUUUGUGGCAACCUGACGCAUCAACACUAAAUUGUUUCACCUGUAAAAUUAACUUUACAUUUUUUAGAAGAAGGCAUCACUGUAGAAACUGUGGACAAUUAUUUUGCUCUAAAUGUAGUAGUCAUUCUGCAAAAGCACAAGGUUAUCAUGAAAGCGUAAAGGUUUGCAUUCAAUGUGCACAAUAUAUUUGGACAAAGCAUGAACAAACUCAAAAUGUUCUUAGUUUGUCUAAUUAA